CCUGAAUAUUGGCAUUUGACAAGAUGUGAAAAUAAUGGCAUUGAAGAUGAGGUUAGAAUAGCUACACAUUGCUUUUUAGAGGAAGAAAUUUAUCAAUACCCACUUUGUUCUCUUAAGCUGUCUAAUGCCAGACAUUUUACUCAUCAAGGCCAGGUGGGUUAGUGCUGGCACUUAAUAGGUUAAACCCCCUCUCUAUGAAAUACCCUCCACAUACACACACACGCAGCAAAGGCUAUGGAUAGCACUUUUUUCCAUCCAGCAAACCGCCCUAUCGAUUUUCUAAAGUCGUUUGUUUUUGGAUUUUUUUAUUAAUUCGGUUAGAGUUAGGGUUGAGGUUAGGGUUAAGGGUUAGAGUAGGGGUAGGGUUUGGGUUAGUUACAUAGCCAUUUAACACCUCUUCCAUCUUCCGAAAAUGACGUCAGGUCAGUUUGCUGGAUGGAAAAUAGUGCUAACCAAAGGCUACAGAGCUGUCCAAAUUGUUUCUUUUUGGGAUGGAAGAACCUAGUCGGCUCUGUGUUGGUUUCGGUAUUUUCUAAAGAAGAACAAUUCAAACCAUUUGCUCAAUAAAUUGUAAUAUAACUUCGAAAUAAAAACUUAUAACAAGUUAAAUGAAACAAAAACAUUUCUGUUGAUUAUGGGAUUGACUGGAGAAAUAUUCUGAAGUACGUAAAAUUAUCACAAAAGAAAUGUCUAUGUUUCCACCUUUUUUAAAGGCCAAGUAAGGGCAUUCUUUGGUAACAUUAGAACAAAACAUAAAUUAAAAUUACUUCGAAAUUCCUUAAAAAUUUCAUAUAAUUUUUCAUCAGUUUAAGGAAAUUUCCUUAGUGACACAAUUUCCUUACUGGCCGGAAGUGAACUAUUGGUUCCUUUUCACACACUUGAUGCCGUUUCUGGUGCUAAGAAAAGAACAUGACUGAUUGAAUCUUUUGUUAACCGCAUAGCUCUAGCACACACAAACACAUAUUCUCCUUCACAUCAAAAGACACAUCUGCAUAAUGAUUUGAUUAAUUAUUAUUUCACUUACUUUAACCUUAGUGCAAGUUCAGGCAUGCCCCCGUCAAGCAUGCCUGAAUUGAUCAAUUUAGAAGAUCAACUGUCAAAAUUGUGUUGUAAAGAUCUCUCUUGACUGUCAUAUUUUUACAAAAAAAAAAUGGAAUUGAGUUCUCUAACUUUUUUGUUGUAGGUGUAUGUUUGCAGUUGUACGGCAGUAUGGAGUCGUGGUUCUGGAAACUCAAAAGUUUUAUGCAAGUCUUUUACUGUUGAUACUCCAAUUACAAAUGUUGUCUGGUGCACUUUUGAAAAGCAGGAAACUAACACUUCAAACAACAAUGGUAGUGUUUACUAUGAAACUUUUACUGAACCUGUCUGUUUAUAUUAGGGAGCUGUUGGUAUUGAAGACAUGUCCAUAUAUUAGAGUCUUUAUAUAAGUGACAUGUCCAUAUUAGAGAGGUGUCUGUAUUAGAGAGGUGUCAAUAUUAUAGGUUUCCAUAUUUGAGUGGUGUCUUUAUUAGAGAGGUGUUCAUAUGAGAUAGAUGUCCAUAUUAGAGAAGUGUCUGUAUCAGAGAGGUGUCCACUUUAGAGAGAUGGCCAUAUUAGAGAGCCAGAGAGGUCUCUUUAUUAGAGAGAUCUCCAUAUUAGAGAGGUCCCAUAUUAGAGAGGUCUCCAUAUUAGAGAGAUCUCCCUAUUAGAAAGAUGUCUAUAUUACAGAGGUAUCCAUAUUAGAGAGGUGUCCAUAAGAGAGUGGUAUCCAUAUUAGAGAGAUGUCCAUAUUAGAGUGGUAUCCAUAUUAGAGAGGUGUCUAUAUUAGAGAGAGUGUUCAUAUUAGAGAGGUGCCCCCAUUAGAGAGGUGCCCCCAUUAGAGAGGUGCCCCCAUUAGAGAGGUACCCCAUUAGAGGUUGCCCCAUUAGAGAGGUGCCCCAUUAGAGAUGCCCAUUAGAGGUGCCCCAUUAGAGAGUGCCCCAUUGAGAGAGGUGCCCCACCCAUUGAGAGUGCACCCAUUAGAGAGGUGCACCCAUUAGAAGAGGUGCACCCAUUAGAGAGGUGCCCCCAUUAGAGAGGUGCCCCCAUUAGAGAGGUGCCCCCAUUAGAGAGGUGCCCAUAAUAGAGAGGUGCCCAUAAUAGAAAGGUGCCCAUAAUAGAGAGGUGCCCAUAAUAGAGAGGUGCCCAUAAUAGAGAGGUGCCCAUAAUAGAGAGGUGCCCAUAAUAGAGAGGUGUUCAUAUUAGAGAGUGUUCAUAUAGAGAGGUGACUGUAUUAGAGAGGUGACUGUAUUAGAGAGGUGUCCUAAUGAGCGGUUUGACUGUAAUAUUAUUUUUUAAAUUUAAAAAUGUUUAGUUCCAAAACGAAGUCUGUGUGUG
Paramuricea clavata is the source of this 2355-nucleotide messenger RNA. Lineage: Eukaryota; Metazoa; Cnidaria; Anthozoa; Malacalcyonacea; Plexauridae. The record is from the annotation of a GenBank genome assembly.